This is a messenger RNA of Cryphonectria parasitica EP155, 1101 nucleotides long. RefSeq lists its product as uncharacterized. The transcript is spliced from 4 exons. Lineage: Eukaryota; Fungi; Ascomycota; Sordariomycetes; Diaporthales; Cryphonectriaceae. The record is from RefSeq and is a predicted model, not a curated record. Bases 1 to 1101 code for a protein of 366 amino acids.
AUGUCAGACGAUGAGGCCGACCCAGAACUCGUUGCCCUCCUACGGGCGCAUUUUCUAGGACAACCUGCCGCCGCUGCCGAGCCAGAGACUGGCGUGCUUGAUGGCGUCGAGUAUGUCUACGACAACGCUAUCGACGUUGCGCUGGACAUGUGGUCCUGCAAGACAGCCGCCAAUUCCAUCUACCGACAGAUGCAGGAAAAGUCUUAUUCGACGGCGACAUGGUCCGAGCACGAGCUUCAUCCCAAGAGCAAAGACGAGGCCACCGUGAACUUCAUCUUCACCAUGGACCUGCUGAAUUUCUCGUUUUGGUCCGAGCUGCCUGAGGACAAGAGGUUUGCUAUCUCGUAUAGAGGCAAGACGUGGACAGGGUACUGGAGCCUUGUGGCGGCGCUGCAGAGGGCCAUUGAUGAAGAUAUCCCCAUCACGGACCCGCAUUUUUGGCAGGACGAGAAUGAGUGCACGCUGGAAAAGUUGAGACAUGUCUUCCGGUCAUCUACAGAUGAGGAGAUACCCCUCCUCGAACGUCGUCUGGAGUGUUUGCGCGAAGCUGGAAAGAUUCUCUACGAAAAAUACUCCUGCAGGUUCACAAACUGCAUCGACGCAGCCAAUGGCUCAGCUGCAGGUCUCGUCAACCUAUUGGCAGAAGACUUCUCCUGCUUCCGGGAUGAAUACCGGUGGAAGGGGAGGAAGAAACCCAUUCGCUUCCUCAAGCGAGCCCAGAUCCUGGUCGCGGACCUGUGGGCGUGCUUCCAGGGCGAGAGCUACGGCGCGUUCCGGGACAUUGGCAAGAUUACCAUGUUUGCAGACUACAGGGUGCCGCAAAUCUUGAGCACGAUGGGAUGCAUCUCAUAUAGCCCCCCGCUCAUGACGGCUAUAAAGGAGAAGGCGAUGAUUCAGAGCGGUGGCACCUGGGAGAUGCAAGUGAGAGCUUGUAGUAUCUGGUGUGUGGAAUUGAUCAGACGAGAGAUCAAACGGAAUCAUCCUGAUGUCGAGAUUAAUGCCAUCUUGAUUGACUUUUUCCUGUACGAUCUAAUGAAGGAGCUGGAGGCGAAGGGGCAGGAAACACUUCCGCAUCAUCGGACGAGGAGCAUUUGGUACUGA